This is a messenger RNA of Verticillium nonalfalfae, 1908 nucleotides long. RefSeq lists its product as uncharacterized. The transcript has a single exon. NCBI's taxonomy places the organism in Eukaryota, Fungi, Ascomycota, Sordariomycetes, Glomerellales, Plectosphaerellaceae. The coding region runs from base 1 to 1908 and encodes 635 amino acids. The record is from RefSeq and is a predicted model, not a curated record.
AUGAGACCAGAGAGGCCGCUCCCCUACUCGGACGACUUUACAUCGUCCGAGGAUUAUGUCUCCUCGCUCCUCACCUUUGCCAACACGUGCGACACGUUCCAGAUGUUUGCUGGCGGCGUCCACCUGCUCGACUUCUUCACCAACGACCGCAGUCUCUACGAGAUGAGCUUGCCGGCCGACUGGCAGCCGUACAUCCUCGCCCAGGAGCCCAUGGAAUUUGUUGAUCUGCUGCUGCGCCGCGAUCUCGACGCCCUGCCCGAGGCCGAGAGGCCGCCGCCCGCGCUGGAGCGGUACAUUCGCGAUGUGCGCCGCCUCUCGCUGCGCCGGGGCUUCGCGCCACGCCGCGCGCCGCCGCCGAUCCAGGGGAAGGGGAAAGCGCUCGUGCCGGGUGGGCUGACGCGCAAGGUGGCCAUCGGCAUGAACCCCAAGAAGGUCCACGAGGUGAUCAACUUUGCCGACUACGUCGACGAUCUGGCGGCGUCGAUCGCCGCGCAGAGCGCCGGCGACGACAAGGAGCGCAGCGACGGCGGCGGGGCCAUCACGCACCUCGUCGACUUUGGCAGCGGGCAGAACUACCUCGGACGCACGCUGGCGCUGCCGCCGUACAACCGGCACGUCGUGGCCGUCGAGGGGCGGGCGCACAAUAUUGAGGCGUCGCGUGCGCUCGACGUCAAGGCGGGGCUGUCGACGCGGGAAAAGGUCAUGCGCAACAAGAAAAUGUGGCUGCAGGUCGUCGACGAGCAGAAGCAGCAGCAGCACGACGACGGCCAGAAGCCGCUCGACGUCAAGACGGAGGCGCGGCUCGCGAGCGGCCGGAAUGUGGCCGCCGACGCGGCGGCCGACCUGCGCCCGGCCAAGGAGCUCGUGCACGAGUGCGUGCGCGAGGCGGGCCGCGGGUCCGUCUCGUACGUCGUCAGCCGGCUCGAGAGCGGCGACCUCACCGAGGUCAUUCGCAAGAUUGAGGACGAGGUGACGACGGCGGACGAGCGGGCGCAGCCCAGGGAGGGCCUCCGCAUGAUGGCCAUGUCAAUCCACUCGUGCGGCAACCUGUCACACUACGGCAUCCGGUCGCUCGUGCUGAACCCGGCGAUCCACGCCGUCGCCAUUGUCGGGUGCUGCUACAACCUCAUGACGGAAAAGCUCGGCCCGCCAACGUACAAGUUCCCUUACGUACGACCGACGCUGCAGGCCGUCAACGGGCGGCCCAUGGCCGAGUCGACGCGGUUCGACCCCGAGGGGUUCCCCAUCAGCCGGCGGCUGACCGAGUCCGAGGGCCACGGCGUGCGCUUCAACAUUACGGCGCGCAUGAUGGCGUGCCAGGCGCCGGCCAACUGGACCGAGGCCGAGAGCCACGGCUUCUUCACGCGCAACCUCUACCGCGCCGUGCUGCAGAAGAUGUUCCUCGACCGCGGCGUCAUCACAAAGGUGUACCACCGGCCGAGCGGCGAGGGCCAGACGACGACGGCCGAAGCGGAGGCGGACCAUGGUGGGCCGCGCCGCCAGGGCGAGGGCGACACGCCGUUCGACGUCAGCACGAACCCCGUGACCAUCGGGUCGCUCAACAAGCGAUGCUACACGUCGUUCAACGCCUACGUGCGCGGGGCCGUCCAGAAGCUGACGACGAACAAGGAGUACACGAAAUACAGCGCCAUUGUGCAGGCCAAGAUGGGCGACGUCACGGACGAGGAGAUUGCCGACUACGAGGCGCGCUUCGCCAGCCGCGGGCGCGAGGUGUCGGCCGUCUGGAGCCUCAUGGCCUUUAGCGCGGGCAUCGUCGAGUCGCUCAUCGUCACGGACCGGUGGCUGUUUCUCGAGGAGGCCGACGUCGUCAAGGAUGCGUGGGUGGAGACGGUGUUUGACUACAAGCAGAGCCCGCGCAACCUCGUCGUCGUCGGCAUCAAGAAGUAG